AUGUCAGGCUCGGGCCUGAUCUAUCGCCCGCGCAUCGACUCGGUGCAGGAACAAGCUUCCACAACCCACUCUCGGAAGGCUUCCUCCUCCCAGGAACAUCAUUCGCAGAUUCCACGACUACACCAACCUCAUUCCCACGACUGGACCGCCGACCUCGUCCAGACAGACCAUGUGCGCUUCUUCAGAGAGACCGACUGGGCGAGCACCCCUCUGGGGCCCCUCGAAUCCUGGAGCCUCACGCUCCAACACUACACUCGUAUGGUCAUGGCCGACUCUCGUGCAGCCUGUCUGUGGUGGGGUCCGCAGCUGAUUGCAAUAUAUAAUGAGAAGUACAAACGCAUUGCGGGCAGAGCGCAUCCCCAGCUCAUGGGUGGAACUUUCAUGGAUGGUCUGCCGGACCGGUGGCCACAGCGCAAAGGGUACUUUGAACAUGCUCGGAAGACGGGCCUGGGAAUCGAUUACAAUCGGGAACACCCUUUAUUCGUACAGCAUGACAGAUGGCGAGAGGAAACAUUCUAUACCGGUAAUGUGGUUCCGGUAGGUGAUGGGCCUGCCGACCAACCCGAAGGGUUCUACAAUUCACUCGUCGAAGACACGAGUUUUCGCCUCUCUCAACGCAGAACGUCGUUAUUAAACCGCAUGGCUUCGGUCGUCGAUGCCACAUUAACGGACACCUGGCCACUCAUCCUGGCUACUCUUGAAACCGACGGCCCCGAUAUCCCCAUGGCGCUCCUCUAUAAGACGGAGGAGGUUGCCAGCACCACUCACUUGCGUCUGCGAGGGCAAAUCGGCAUACCCGACGGACACAAUCUUCUAGUUGAUGGCGCACCACUGACCAGCGAGCGCGGAGUAAUUCCUGAGUGCCGCCGUGCCGGGCACGACGUUCUCGUGAUUGAGGCGGACGAGAGAUUCCGCUCCAUCAUGUGGCGCGGCUAUGGGGAAGCGGCCCAUCACAUAGGGAUUUUACCCCUGGCAAGCGAUUCUGGCGUAUUGGGUUAUCUCGUGGUUGGGACAAAUCCAUGCAGGGCUUUCGGCGAUGAUUGCAAUCAAUUUCUACAUGACCUCCGCCGCGUCAUAUCCCAGAGCAUCUCAAUAGCUGUAACUAGGUCCGAGGCAGCUCGGCGGCAGCGCCAACUCGAGGUGGACCUCAAUGACAGCGACACCAAGCUUCGUCACCUCAUUGAGCAUGGCUCCGUGGGCAUGUGCAACGUCGGGCUGGAUGGCAAAUUCCUCUGGGCCAAUGAACAGUACUGCGCCUUGCAUGGCCUCGAGUUGGACACCUUCAAGGACAUUGGGCCAUUCGCAUUCUUCGACCUCUACACGGACGAAGACAAGGCGAAAUGCGAAGCUGCGUGGGACGAGAUUGUGAGCGGGAGGACGAAGAAAAUAAACAUGGAGCUCGAGCUCAGACGAAGCUACACAUGCCCCUCGGGGGAGAAGGGGCAUCCGCACAUCCAGAUAUCUGUAUUCCCUUACCACGAGCAUGGCGUCAUCAAAUCAAUUAUGGGGGCCUUCACCGACAUUUCUCGCCUCAAAUGGGCUCAGAAUUUCCAAGCGCGGCUGGCGGCCGAGGCGCGGGAAGCAAAACGGCAGCAAGAGGCCUUCAUCGAUGUUGUCUCGCACGAAAUGAGGAACCCGCUCAGUGCCAUUGUCCACUGCGCCGACGAGAUCUCCAAAUCGGCUCAAGAGUAUAAGGCCACCCAGAAGGACAUGCCUCAGCCGGACACCAAAGUCGCGAAGCUCCUAGAAGACAAUGUGUCCUCCGCAAAUAUCAUACUCCAAUGCUCCGAGCACCAGAAACGCAUAAUAGACGAUGUUCUCACACUCAGCCGGCUCGAUUCCAUGCUUCUCUCCUUCAACCCGAACCCCACCCGGCCGGUGAAGCUCAUCAACACCAUUGUGAGCAUCUUUGAGGCAGAGCUCAAAACCAAACAAAUCACAUACAAUGUCAUACCUGACCCGUCUCUCUCGGAACUGAACAUCAGACAUGUCUACCUCGACCCCUCCCGCGUCACCCAAAUCUUCAUCAAUCUUAUCACCAACGCCAUCAAGUUCACGAAGAGCAGCGAACACCCAAGCAUCUCCAUCACAUAUGGUGCCAGCCUUUCCAAUCCCCGAGAUUUCUUCCCGGCGGACAUGUACUGGGCAACCCGUAAGGAUACUGUGGUGGACAUGACGGAUAAUCCCGAAUGGGGUGAUGGCGAGGCGUUGUACCUGACAUUCAUCGUGCAGGACACGGGCAUUGGGAUGACGAACUGGGAGAUACGGAAGGUCUUCGACCGCUUCCAGCAAGCCAACAUGCGUACGCACGUCAAGUACGGGGGAAGCGGCCUGGGCCUCUUCAUCUCGAAACAGUUGACGGAAAAGCAAGGCGGCGAGAUAGGGGUGGUGUCGGAACCGGGCAAAGGCAGCACCUUUGGCUUCUACAUCAAGACCAGGCGCGUGGAGAACCGCCUCAAGUCUCUCGGCAUACUCCCCAGCAUCCCUCAGCACGUCAUCGACAGUGCCACUUCUACCAACCCACGUGGCACUCCCGGCUCCGAUUCCGAGAAGGCGCAGCUCCGGGUCCUCCUCGUCGAAGACAACCUCAUCAACCAACAAGUCCUCGUUCGCCAACUCCGGAAAGCAGGCUGUGUUGUCGAUAUCGCGAAUCACGGAUCGGAAGCGCUAGAGAUCCUCGACAUGGGCAAGACGUUUGAUGUCGUGCUGAUGGAUCUGGAAAUGCCGGUUAUGGACGGAUUGACGGCUAUGCAGGAGAUCAGGGAAAGGGAGGAGGAUGGAAGGUUGCCUCCGGGCCACCUGCCCAUGAUCGCCGUAACGGCGAACGUGAGAGAUGAGCAGAUUGAGGAGGCAAAGUCGGCCGGGGCGGAUCAUGUCAUGCAAAAACCGUUCAAGGCGAUUGACCUUGUGCGUAUGAUGAAAACACUGGUGCCGCAAGUCGGCACGCCUGGGAGUGAGCCGACGACUCCCGGGCUCAUCGGCCCGCUCAGCGGAAUGUUACUUUGA
Westerdykella ornata is the source of this 3006-nucleotide messenger RNA. RefSeq lists its product as uncharacterized. Gene Ontology annotation, biological process: protein autophosphorylation; phosphorelay signal transduction system. The transcript has 3 exons. The record is from RefSeq and is a predicted model, not a curated record. NCBI's taxonomy places the organism in Eukaryota, Fungi, Ascomycota, Dothideomycetes, Pleosporales, Sporormiaceae. Gene Ontology annotation, molecular function: phosphorelay sensor kinase activity; histidine phosphotransfer kinase activity. The coding region runs from base 1 to 3006 and encodes 1001 amino acids.